CUCUCAUCUGAUCUCAAAGCAGAUACGCGAUGCUUACAUUCCGACAGCCAUAGAUAUGAGAAAAACAUAAUCUAUAAUAAUUCAUGUACGGGAGACAAAUGUAUGGCAUCCCUGUCAUAAGAGGCGGAGGGAUACACAAACCGGCGAAGCCAUUGAGCAUCUCGUUUUUCUAAAUAUAGACAAAGUUUUAUUUAACAUGGUAAGAGAGAUAAAUUUCGAGGCAUGUUUGUCUUUGGUGGAAAAGGUGAGAUUGUGGUUGCAACUGUUGGGAAAAGGUGCAAAGAUUUGUGAAAUCUUUCUUUCCUGUGCGCUUUUCUCUUCAUCUUGGCAUCUGUGUUUGAUGGCUUCUGUUAAUAAAUGAAAGAGCACAAAAAGGAGAACCAAAAGAAAGUCAUAACAAGUAGGCAGUCUUCAUACGGAUUCUUAAAACUGAAUAUUGGUUGACUCAGCCACCCAAAAUCUUCACCUUUAAAUUCUCCCCCCAGCCCUUGGCUCCUCCAUACCACUUCUUUUACUCUUUUUGCAUACAAACGUGAAAGAAAACCAGCUUAAUCACCUUUCUUUCCUCAACUUUCCAACUGAAAAAAUAAAUGAGAUAUCCACCUGUGAGUAUCCUCAAGCAAACCAAUAUGCUUUUCGUAAGAAGCUUCUUGGUUCUGUUCCUGAGCUGCAUGACCAUAACAAUAAACCUUUGUUUUUCCAGCAACCCUUCUUCGCUGAGAACCCUCUCCGUUGACGGGCAUUUCAGCUUUGAUGAAGUUCACCACGCAGCCAAAGACUUCGGCAAUAGGUUUCAGCUACUCCCUUUGGCAGUACUAUAUCCAAAGUCAGUUUCUGAUAUUGCCACUACUAUAAGGCAUAUUUGGCAGAUGGGUCCUGAUUCAGAGCUGACAGUUGCAGCUAGAGGCCACAGCCACUCACUCCAGGGUCAGGCACAAGCCCACCAAGGAGUUGUAAUCAAUAUGGAAUCACUCCAAGUUCAUAAAAUGCAUGUUUACAGUGGAAACUAUCCAUAUGUGGAUGCCUCUGGCGGUGAGUUGUGGAUAGAUAUCCUGCGUGAAUGCCUCAAGUAUGGGUUAGCACCAAAAUCAUGGACAGACUACUUACAUUUAACUGUAGGCGGUACCUUGUCUAAUGCUGGGGUUAGUGGGCAGGCGUUUCGGCAUGGCCCUCAGAUCAGUAAUGUCAAUCAGCUGGAAGUUGUUACAGGAAAGGGAGAAGUAUUAAAUUGCUCGGAGAAGCAGAAUAGUGACCUAUUUCACGGCGUUCUUGGAGGGCUUGGUCAGUUUGGCAUCAUAACACGGGCAAGAAUAUCCUUGGAACCAGCACCUGAUAAGGUGAAAUGGAUUAGAGUUCUCUACUCGGACUUUACGACAUUUGCCACAGACCAAGAGCGUUUAAUAGGUGCAGAAAGCACAUUCGACUACAUUGAAGGAUUUGUGAUAAUUAACAGGACUUCUCUCCUGAACAACUGGAGAUCAUCUUUCGAUCCUCAAGACCCAGUUCAAGCUAGCCAGUUUCAAUCGGAUGGAAGAACUCUAUACUGCUUAGAAUUGGCCAAAUACUUCAACCGAGACAGGAUAGAUGCACUAAAUGAGGAAGUUGGGAAUUUGUUGUCUCAACUAAGAUACAUGGCAUCAACGCUUUUCCUAACAGAAGUUUCAUACUUGGAAUUCUUGGAUAGAGUUCAUGUGUCUGAGGUCAAGCUACGGUCUAAGGGCUUGUGGGAAGUUCCGCAUCCAUGGCUCAAUCUUCUUAUCCCCAAAACCAAAAUAAACGAUUUUGCGGAUGAAGUCUUUGGCAACAUCCUAACAGACACGAGCAAUGGUCCAAUCCUUAUCUACCCAGUUAACAAAUCAAAAUGGGACAACAGAACUUCUGCUGUUCUUCCAGAGGAAGAUAUUUUCUACUUAGUGGCUUUCCUUAACUCUGCAAUGCCCUCAUCCAUGGGAACUGAUGGCUUAGAACAUAUCUUAACUCAGAAUAAAAGAAUUCUAGAAUUUUGUGAAACAGCACGCCUUGGGAUGAAGCAAUAUCUGCCCCACUACAAUACACAGGGAGAAUGGAGAGCCCACUUUGGCCCACGAUGGGAAGUUUUUGCCCAGAGAAAAUCUACUUACGACCCCCUGGCAAUACUUGCUCCUGGCCAGAGAAUAUUUCAAAAGGGAAUAUCUUUCUCAUGACACUAGCCAUAUACUUAUCUUAAAAGAAAAAAAAAACCCUUGUAGCAUGUGAGGGGGAUGCCUUAACCCAAGUAAAUAGAUAACUAUCAUGGUCUCCUGUCUUCUCAUAUACAGCAAGUGUAACUAGAAGGGUGCAGGGGCUAGUUGAAUUUUUUUCCCAUCAAACAAGCCAAACAUUUCCAAUAUGAACUAUUAUUUAUAGUAAAAGGCACUGAAAACAGUAGCCGUAGACAAAAUGUACAUAGUAAUCAUUUUGCAAUUAAGUGUCGGUUAUUCC
This is a messenger RNA of Populus euphratica (Euphrates poplar), 2460 nucleotides long. Its product is annotated as cytokinin dehydrogenase 6-like. Gene Ontology annotation, molecular function: FAD binding; cytokinin dehydrogenase activity. The coding region runs from base 591 to 2183 and encodes 530 amino acids. Gene Ontology annotation, biological process: cytokinin metabolic process. The record is from RefSeq and is a predicted model, not a curated record. The transcript is spliced from 5 exons. NCBI's taxonomy places the organism in Eukaryota, Viridiplantae, Streptophyta, Magnoliopsida, Malpighiales, Salicaceae.